AGCACGGCAUAGGGCAAAGGCAAGAGUCUCAACUCCUAAAACCUCAGCUCAUCCUGUUGCUGGAAAAACCAAACCUCAGAGGAGCAGACUUCAGAGAACAUUCCUCCUCUCAAGUCCAAGCCUGUCACGCCCCAACCUCGGGAGGCGCGACCGGUGCUCGAUCGAGUGAGCCCAACCGAGCAAGCCUCAUCACACACUUCCUACCAACUCAUCAUGAACAAGGAAAGCAGAAGCGGUAAAGCAAAAAGAGAUGAGUGCUUACAAUGCUUUUAAAGCUUGUGCUCCAAUCUCAUGGAGCCCUAAUCUAUACAUAACCCUUGUAAGGGGUAUUCCAGGCACUAGGAGGCUCCAUAGGCGUACCCUAGAAGCAUUGCGUCUGCGGAAAUGCAACAGGACUGUAAUGCGGUGGAACACGCCUACUGUUAGGGGAAUGCUUCAGCAGGUGAAAAGGUUGGUUGUCGUUGAGACAGAAGAGAUGUACAAGGCACGUAAGGAGAAACUAGCUGACCACAAAGCUCUACGUCCUCCAUUGGUUGUAAACCAUCAUGCAGCCCCUGCAGCUGAUUCAGUUCAGUAAUUGUUGAAACUCUUUCCUGGUCAGUUUUAUAAUUUUGCCCUGCUAGUCAACUAAGAUGAUGUAGUGCACCCAAGUAAUAUGUUAGGAAAUAGCAUUGCACCUUUGUAUACAGGAGGUGAUACAGUAUUUGUGUGGUGGUUAUCACUGUUUUGGCUAUAACAGAAUGCAUGAUGUCUCCGGAGUCUGAGCAAUCUACGGAAUUGGUUAGGUUGUUACUGUCAAAUGCAGAACUUGAAGAAAGAUACUGGCUCUAGCCCGUUGAUAUGGGAUCAUUUAGCUUCCCUUAUGUCUUGUUAGUUAUAACAAAGUUAAUCUAUGAUAGGUGGGUUACUUUGUGUUUACGUCAAGUUAGGAGCAACCUAAGAUUUUUGGGGUUUCUGCGAGAAUGCUAGCUUGAUUUCUCUGCUUUCUUCUGCCAUUUCCUUCCUUUUAUCUUCUUCGUCCUCGUCUUCUCUUUUUACUUUGCUGCUAUUUUAAACUGGCUGUUGGCGCGAUUUCUUUGUCUUGGUUACAAAAUUUGAGAGAGCUAAUAUCUGAAGUCUAAUAAGCAUUCUAUUUCUCA
This is a messenger RNA of Nicotiana attenuata, 1139 nucleotides long. RefSeq names its product 50S ribosomal protein L30-like. The record is from RefSeq and is a predicted model, not a curated record. Gene Ontology annotation, cellular component: mitochondrion; large ribosomal subunit. The transcript has 4 exons. NCBI's taxonomy places the organism in Eukaryota, Viridiplantae, Streptophyta, Magnoliopsida, Solanales, Solanaceae. The coding region runs from base 251 to 577 and encodes 108 amino acids. Gene Ontology annotation, molecular function: structural constituent of ribosome. Gene Ontology annotation, biological process: translation.